Molecule: messenger RNA, 4120 nt
Organism: Chelmon rostratus (copperband butterflyfish)
Lineage: Eukaryota; Metazoa; Chordata; Actinopteri; Chaetodontiformes; Chaetodontidae
Exons: 19
Coding region: 332-3076 (914 amino acids)
Source: RefSeq, a predicted model, not a curated record
CACGCAGGGACACAAAAAUACACUGUUUUCUAAUUUGGCCUGCAGUUUUUCCAAUUGCCUGUAUUGUAUAUCACAUGUGAUUCUUCAGGAAGUGUUUUUAUUACCAAAGGACAAAUCUGAUCAGCUCCAUCAUCAGAAAAGUCAUUAAAAAAAGCAGAUAUCAACUAAGGUGGAGGUCAAGUCAAGACAAACCAAAAGAGGAACUGGCGUGGAUUUGCCUACAGUGUCUACAGUGCGCUCUGUUGCCCGUACAGUUCAUGUCGUAAUGAACUAACCUCCUGGACAGCAGUCACAAAAUCAGUGUGUUUCACCAACAAAACCUCAGAGAAGUAUGGACGAAGAAACAAAGAUGGUGAUGCUGUGUCUCCUUGUGGCAGCUCUGAGCAGCCCUGCGUUGAGUGAAGAGUGGAAGGCCACUGUUGUACAAAACCUGGAGGCCCUGGUUUCAUCCUGUGUUGUGGUUCCCUGUUCAUUCAGCCAUCCUAAAGAAAAUCUGCCCUCCUCCAGGCUCAGAGGGAUCUGGCAUCGUUUUAAAAAAUGGGAUGAACGCAUCUAUUACUAUGACAACACAAAAGUUCUGGACAACUUUCGAGGUCGCACUCGGAUGUUGGGAUAUCUGGGUCAGAACAACUGCACCCUAGAAAUCACUGAUAUUAAAGAUCAUGACAAUGGCCCUUUCUGUUUCCGGAUUGAAUUAGCACGAACAGAGGCUGACCAACCCACCAAGGACAUGUUCUCCUUUGUUGAAAGUUGUUUCGAGUUGACAAUGCUGCCUGACCCCCCAAAACCUACAGUGAUUAACCCAAAAGAAGCACUUCAAGAUCAUCCCCACACUCUCAUUUGCUCAGUGACCCAUACCUGCCCCUCCCAUCGGCCUAAACUCACAUGGAGUAGGGGCACCGCAGGUGAUGUCACUGAGGUCCACAGAGAAAUCCAUACUGGCUACUGGGAUUUACAGUCAAUCCUGACGUUCAUUCCUGGGGAGACGGAUGACCACAGUGAGAUCACCUGCACGGCGCAUUUUAAUGGACGGAAGACGUCCUCCACCACACUGAAGCUCCAUGUAAAACGUGUAGAAAACUAUAAACACAUCAUCAUUCCCGCGGCUGUGGGGAUUGGUACCUUCGUGAUCUUUACACUCAUCUGCAUUUUCAUGGUGAAAAAGUACAAGAACCGCAUUGCAGAGCUCCAACGUCAAGAAGGGAGUGUGUGGAACCGGCUUUCCAGACUGUCCCGCAGGGGCAGAAAUCCGUCCCCAGGUGACUUCAGCCAUGCCCAGUUCAGCUGGACGUCAUCAUACUUCUUGGUGGCUGAUGGUCGUCUCAGUGCUGCUGUGGCCCCAAGCUAUUCGCAGACUUCACAUUCAAGCACCUUUCCUGCAAUGGGUAACUCGGCAUCCACUGGCUUCAUCACUCCCACUCCCAGGAAGCUGUCCUGGGGCCGCCAGAAAGAGGACAAAGUCAAGCUGGAGGAUUUCUUGACACAGUGCGAAGAGGAUAUCUGGGGAGUUAAAGGAAAGCAAAGUUUAUCUUUGAGAAAGAUCCAUCUCAUCCGCAGCAUCCGUUACGUUGACCUGGCCGCCCAAGAGAGCGGCAGUUUUAAUCCAAACAGGGUUACUCAAACUGAAACGUCAUUGUGGACCAUUACGGUGCCAUCCUCAGUUAAAGGUCUCCCUGGAUCCUGUGUGGUGAUCCCCUGCUCAUUCAACUACCCCACUCCAGGGAAGAAGGUCACUGGAUUCACUGGGAUGUGGAUCGACGAGACACGUCAGCUCAUUUAUCACCCAGUUCAGUCUAAAGUGUUGCAGCAGUAUCGGAAUCGGACAGAGCUGCUGGGAGACGCUGGACAGAAAGGCUGUUCACUGAAGAUCGAUCCCCUGCAGGAAAGUGACCAGGGGCCUUUUUGUUUCAGGAUUGAAAUAGCAGACUAUGAAAAGUUUUCUUACCUACAGAACAAAGUCUCCAUUGCAAUGAUGAGCAAACUAAAUCCCAUCAGUUUGUCUGUGAAAGAGGAGGUAGUGGUGAGUCAAACUGUGUCUGCGUCCUGCUCUGUAUCUCACUCCUGCCCCGCCUCGCCUCCUGUCUUCACCUGGAGUCACUCUGGAGACGUACGUUUCCAAUCUCAGCGGCUUGAAGAUGGCCAGUGGAAAGCGACGUCUACUCUGACCUUCCACCCGACCAGCGCUGAUCACAACAAGCCUUUGCAAUGCAAUGUUACAUACAGGGGAGGGCAGCACCACAACACAGCCAAGGUCCUCAAAGUGAAAUACGCCCCGGUGAACGUGGAGGUUGAGUACGAGUCAGAUGUAAAGGAGGGAGAAGCUGUGCGUCUGAAUUGCUCGAGCGAUGCUCACCCUCGUGCCAGCAUCUACGAGUGGCAUAAUGAAACUGGUGCUCGGCUGUAUCAGGGAAAUGUCUUCAUGCUGCCAAAUGUCUCCAGACACCACACAGGAGCCCUGUACUGUACUGCCAUUAACAUAGUAGGACGAGGCAAAUCAAGCCCUGUGCGGCUCAAUGUGUUAUAUGGCCCUGAGAUUAAGACCUCGUCCUCCUGCUCCUCAAACGCAAAUCUGGUAAAGUGUGUGUGCAUUGCAGAGUCCAGGCCUCCCAGCACGGUCCACUUUGUGCUUUCUGACAAAGUCCUGCCGAGCACCAAGGUAGAGAAACAUGGAGCUGUAACCAUCGGGACUCUGCAGGCAGAGUUGGGAUCUUAUGAGUCUGUCCUCUGUCUGGCUAACAACACGCAGGGCAAUGCCAACCUCACACUGUUUUUACCCAUUAACAGCAAAAUUCAGAGUCUUUAUAUUAUCAUCGCCAUUGGAGCAGGCGUGAUUUUGCUGAUACCUUUAAUAGCAGUGGGAGCUGUUAAAAAAUGUAGGGGAAGUUCUGGAGUUGCACCAACAUCUCACAUGAGCACCGUGAGGGCAGGCAAAGAUGUGGACCUCCCCCAGUAUGCCUCAACAACAAGAAAACAGAAGACCUAUGAUGAUGUACAUUGCCCUAGCGUUUAUGCCAAUGGUCCUGUAUACGGCAACAUGGAGACUGACUGGGAUGAUGGAAUAUACGCCAACAUGUAACACUGGAUUCACAGGAGGAACAGCAGUCCCUAUCGUCUAGCUGACGGGGGUCAAGAAGGUUGUAAAAAAUACUGAUAUGCUGUAUUCUGUAUGUAACAGCCACCCCAUGUAUUGGUAUGAUUUGAUGUGACUCUGAUAUGUGUAGUUAUACUUUGGGAGGGGCCUGGGUACGUUUUUUUUUUAAUAUAAUGGCGCUAUUACCUGUAUUUAUGAAUUACUGUAAAAAUAAAAUACAAAAUAAAAAAGAUGUAAAAAAAAGAAACAGAAAAAGCUCGUCUUAACCAAUAUGCCUCACAUGCAAAGCUAAUGACUGGUAUGCUAAAGGAUACUCCCGAUUAGCAACAGGUAUAUCGUUGUUCACUACACACAGUUCAUCAAAACAACACACACAGUCUUAUUUACCUCCUUGCAGGUCACAACAGUCCAAAACCUGAUAAUGACUGGUCGUCAAACAUUAAUUUACAGACGUUAUUGUUCUUGGCCAGAUGUUCACUCAACGUUGAUAGUUAGUUUCUAUCUACAGCCCAGGUACACGCAGCUUACCGCUAAGCCCCACCCACCCCUCUACCUGAGAAUGAAAAUGGGUGGGCUGUUACCAUUCAUGACGUUCAAUCACAAUAAAGAAAAGCAGGGCUAACACGAUAGGCUGCCAGCCAAGUAAGAUUGUCUUCUCUGAUUUCACGUGCCGGCUCAAAUACAUGUCAAACCAACUAUGCUCAUUUAUGUAACUACAGAAACUUUUUAACCGUACAGGUUACAACUUCAAUGUUUCCUUACAUUUUAUCCGUCCAUAUGAACUUUUUUAACCAUGUAUAUUUUUAACCCUAUUAUGAACAUGGCAUGCAAACUAUUAUUAUGUUUUAAUGUCUAAAUGGCUUUUAACCAGGGCUACAUGUAUAUAUUACAUAAGCAUUAUUAUUCUGUUUCCUGUAAUUCACAUAUAUGAAGAAUGUUGUUCAUGUUCAAAAUAACUAUACAAAUAAUGCACUUGUGUUUGCAGUUCGAUUUUGUCCGAUCAAUAUGUGUUUUGUAAAAAAAAUCACC